Schizophyllum commune H4-8 is the source of this 1378-nucleotide messenger RNA. RefSeq lists its product as uncharacterized. The transcript is spliced from 9 exons. The coding region runs from base 117 to 1241 and encodes 374 amino acids. Gene Ontology annotation, molecular function: oxidoreductase activity. The record is from RefSeq and is a predicted model, not a curated record. Lineage: Eukaryota; Fungi; Basidiomycota; Agaricomycetes; Agaricales; Schizophyllaceae. Gene Ontology annotation, cellular component: cytoplasm.
CGCCGGUUACAUUCGGAUUUAGAGUCGAGUCACAGCUUCGGGGACAGUCAGCCUUGCCUUGAUCAGCGUUUCCUUUGCCUUGUACCACCACCUCUACUACCAUAGUCAGCACCACGAUGUCACAAGCAAUGAAGGAGGUCCUGCUUGUUGGAUUUGGCGCUGUUGGGGCGAUAUAUUCUCUCAUCCUGCAAAACUCGGGCAAGGUCAAUCUGACUGUGGUUGCGCGAAGCAACUAUGAGGCUAUUAAGAAUGAGGGCUUGCAUUUCAAGAGCGAGAAAUUCGGUCAUAUACCGGGCUGGAGGCCCCAUCGCCUAUUGAACUCCAUGGAAGCCGCCACCGAUAGGGCGUACUCCUACGUCUUCGUUGCCUCAAAAUGCGUUCCCGAAGUGGUUCCGAACUCCAAGCUCGUCGCGCCGCUCCUCGCCGAGGCCUACACCAGCCGCUUCGCGCAGCCGACCUACGUGCUCUUGCAGAAUGGCUGGAACUUUGAGCGCGAGCUGUAUGAGCAGCUGAAGGCUCUUGGCCAAGGCGAACCGCGACUCGCGAGCGCGGCGUUGUAUAUCAUGACGAACUUGAUUGGGGCGAACGUGAUCGAGCAUAGUGCGCUGGAGCGCCUCGUUCUUGGGAUGUAUCGCUAUGAGGACUACACGACGACGGUGAACAGUCCCGAAGAGCAGGCAGUGCUGAACGACCUCGAAGCUAUUUUGACCGCUGGCGGAGGCACUGUCGAGCUCGUGACAGAGAUACAACGCCGCAAGUUCGUCAAGAACAUGCUGAACGUUACAUUCGCUGGAUACUCGUGCUUGACAAGAUACCCUCUUAUGUCGAUGUUCCGCCCACCUCCAUCAGAUCCUUCGCACCAAUAUACGACAUACGUACAUCCAUCGACGGUUGAUCGCAUAGAAGAUUUAACCAUACCCGCGAUGUUGGCACUCUUGAACGAGCUAAUGGACUUCGCUCGCGUCAUGGGACUCACGGAAGGCGCCGACGGAAUACCAGCCAACACGGCAGAAGAGACGAUGAAGCUAGUCAGGGUCAAUCACAACACCCCCUCGGCUACCCAUAAGCUAAGCACCUUGCUGGAUGUCGAGAAGGGGUACCCAAUCGAGGUCGAGGUGAUUUGGGGCGAACUCAUCCGGACGGCGAGGGCUCGUAAGAUUGACAUGCCGCGUACGGAGACUGUGUAUUCCAUGCUGCUUGUCGUGCAGAAUCAGAUCCUUCGCGAGAGAUCUAUGGAGUGAAGAUCUCAUAUCCGCUGGCGAAUCUGGGCGCAGGAAUAUUGAUUCAUUCCAUACCUCUGAAAUAGAUGUGCCAUGGCCAGCUAUAUGGUCGUUUUGUCUGCAGUCAGACCCACGCCGCGGCUGCCGAUCAUAUUGAG